AUGGCGGAGUAUAGCAUUGUGGUAUUUGCCGGCGACCAUUGUGGUCCCGAGUGUUCCAUCGAUGCCACUGGCACCCCGUUGACUGAUGAAGCUCUUAAUGCAGCCAACUCAGCCGACGCAGUUCUGCUUGGUGCAAUUGGUGGUCCCAAAUGGGGCACCGGUGCCGUUCGACCAGAGCAAGGCCUACUGAAGCUGCGUAAGGAAAUGGGAACAUACGGAAACUUACGACCUUGUUUCUUCGCCUCUGAUGCUCUCGUCGAUUCGUCCCCCCUUAAGGCUGAAAUAUGUCGAGGGACCGAUUUUGUUAUUGUCCGCGAGUUAACCGGUGGCAUCUAUUUUGGUGAUCGUAAAGAAGAUGAUGGAUCAGGCACAGCGUGGGAUUCGGAACCCUACUCACGUCCAGAAAUUGAGCGUGUGGCGCGUCUAGCCGGGUUCCUCGCCCGCGGCCGCGGAGACAAGACGGUCUGGUCUCUUGACAAGGCCAACGUACUGGCCACCAGCCGCCUGUGGCGAAAGGUCAUGACUGAAACCUUUGAGAGGGAGUUUCCCGAUCUCAAGAUUGAGCAUCAACUGAUUGACAGUGCCGCUAUGAUUCUAAUCAAGAACCCUCGGGGCUUAAACGGGGUCGUUGUCACUAGCAAUCUCUUUGGUGAUAUCAUUAGUGACGAGGCGAGUGUCAUUCCCGGCAGCAUUGGACUUUUGCCCAGCGCAAGCUUGAGUGGUAUUCCAGACGGCAAGGGUAAAUGCAAUGGCAUCUAUGAGCCUAUUCACGGUAGGUGUAUCUCCACCCCUUGCACCUGCAUUGUCGAUCCCAGUUUCACUAUACUGGAUGACAAUAUAUCAAAACGCCAAUCAUGGAGUGGCGAUUAUGUACGAUUUACUGAGCAUGAUUUUCUUUUGCGCCCAGGUUCCGCUCCCGAUAUUUCUGGCAAAGGCAUUGUAAACCCCCUCGGUACCAUAUUGUCGGUGGCCAUGAUGCUGAGGUAUUCGUUAAACUUGCCCGAGGAAGCUAAGGCUGUUGAGGCUGCUGUCAAGGCUGCCAUCGACGGAGGACUCAGGACGAAAGACAUGGGUGGCAACGCCGGCACUAAGGAAGUUGGGGACGAGGUGGCGAAGCAACUAGCGGCCAUCUUGACCAAGCCAUAG
Messenger RNA from Metarhizium acridum CQMa 102, 1146 nucleotides. NCBI's taxonomy places the organism in Eukaryota, Fungi, Ascomycota, Sordariomycetes, Hypocreales, Clavicipitaceae. The record is from RefSeq and is a predicted model, not a curated record.